Melospiza georgiana is the source of this 1260-nucleotide messenger RNA. Its product is annotated as C-C chemokine receptor type 5-like. The transcript has 2 exons. The record is from RefSeq and is a predicted model, not a curated record. Gene Ontology annotation, molecular function: C-C chemokine receptor activity. Gene Ontology annotation, biological process: inflammatory response; chemotaxis; immune response. Lineage: Eukaryota; Metazoa; Chordata; Aves; Passeriformes; Passerellidae. Gene Ontology annotation, cellular component: cytoplasm; membrane. Bases 80 to 1150 code for a protein of 356 amino acids.
GGACAAGUCAUUUUAGCAUUACUCAUGUUGUAAUAAUACAAGACAUCACCUGCACCACAAGAUACAUGACCAAUACACCAUGGGAAAUGAAACCACAGACUACACCGACUGGCCACUCACAACAGAAUUUGACUACAGUGAUUCCACACCUUGCCCUGCAACUGAGGAAAAGCACUUUGCAGCAAAAUUUUUGCCACCUCUUUAUUCUUUAGUGGUGAUAUUUGGCCUGACCGGCAACCUGCUUGUUGUCCUUAUCCUGGUCAAAUACAAGAGGCUGAAGAGUAUGACUGACAUCUACCUGCUCAACUUGGCGAUUUCUGAUCUGCUGUUUGUGUUUUCUCUCCCCUUUUGGGCUUAUUACGCAGUUCACGACUGGAUUUUUGGGGAGGCGCUCUGUCGAAUUCUGUCAGGUGUCUACCUCCUUGGCUUCUACAGUGGCAUCUUCUUCAUAAUCCUGCUGACCCUGGACAGGUAUCUGGCCAUAGUGCAUGCGGUGUUUGCUUUGAAGGCCAGGACAGUCACCUACAGCAUCCUCACAAGUGUCAUCACUUGGGUUGUUGCCAUUCUUAUUUCUGUCCCUGGGGUAGUGUUUCACAAAACCCAGAAGGAAAGUUCAGGCUAUACUUGCAGUGCUCAUUAUCCAUCAGAGCACAGAAAUACAUGGAAGCAAUUCCUCACCUUAAAAAUGAACAUUCUGGGACUUUUUAUUCCGAUGUUAAUCAUGAUCUGCAGCUACACACGAAUUAUAAAGACAUUACUGCAAUGUAGGAAUGAGAAGAAACAUAAAGCAGUCAGGCUUAUUUUCAUUAUCAUGAUUAUCUACUUUUUUUUCUGGGCACCAUACAACAUCUGCAUUCUCUUGCGUGAUUUUCAGGGUGUAUUUUCCAUCUCUACUUGUGAAGGAAAUGGUCAACUGCACAAGGCAAUCCAAGUGACAGAAACAAUCUCAAUGAUCCAUUGUUGUAUCAACCCUGUAAUCUAUGCCUUUGCUGGAGAAAAAUUUAGAAAAUAUCUUCGCAGCUUUUUCCGAAAGCAGAUUGCAGUCCACUUGUCUAAAUACUGUCCUGUUUUCUAUGCUGACACAGCUGAACGAGCAAGCUCCACCUACACACAAUCUACUGGAGAACAAGAAGUCUCUGUUGCAUUAUGAGCUGUGUGUAGUGAAAAAAUGGGAUUGACUCUCUUGAGAUCAAUUCUAUGUAGAAAGCCUGCUGAAUCUCUCCUGGAUAUUGUCUCUAAGGCAGCUGAAAAAAAAAAAAU